AAGAAUUUCCAGUAGCUCUAGUUCUACCAUCUCUUUUGCCUUCCACACUUCACACACCUUUACCUGCACAGACCUGAAAGUCCAGUUUCUCCAGCGAGUUAGGAGAAGAUAAAGGGAAAGUUCAUUGGAUCAAACAUGUCACAAGAAACGGACAAUAAAAGGCUUGUGGUCGUGGUUCCCAAUGAAGCAGCCUUUAAUACGCGAAGGGCCUAUACUAGUGAGGAUGAAGCAUGGAAGUCCUAUCUGGAGAAUCCAUUGACAGCAGCGACAAAGGCGAUGAUGAGCAUAAAUGGAGAUGAAGAUAGCGCUGCUGCCCUCGGGCUCUUAUAUGAUUAUUAUAAGGUUCCCAGGGAGAAAAGGUUAUUGUCUUUAAAUAAAGUAAAUGAUGCACAUGAAGAACAAGAUAAAAGAAAUUGUCUUCCAACCAGUGAGACGUCGAAUAACCAGAGUAAUGGAGAAAAUCGGGUACAAGUUUUAAAAACCGCACUUAUCAAUCGCUCCCUAAAUACCGAGCCACUAGAGUCUUCCAAGAGAGAAUACAGUGGGAACAUAACUGCAAGUCCGCCAGCGACUACCGCACCAGGGAUCACAGUGGUCAAAGCAGAAGAAUUUACACCAGUGUUUAUUCCCCCGGCUGUGCCAUACAGACCUGACAGUGAGGAACCAAGGGUUGUGAUAUUCGAGCAAACUCACUACGGAGUACAUAAUAUUAAUAGCCAUACAGACUACCUCAAGGACGACCAGCGCAGCACUCCCGACAGUACAUACAAUGAGAGUUUCAAAGAAGGAGUCACUGAUAAAUACCGUAGCUCAUCAGUAGGAGCUGAAGAAUUUAUCUAUGAUCAAACAUCAAGUACAUUUCAGUAUACUCUAGAAGCAACAAAAUCCUUGCGCCAAAAACAAGGAGAGGGGCCAAUGACUUAUUUAAACAAAGGCCAGUUUUACGCCGUCACUCUGAGUGAGACCGGGGCCAACAAGUGUUUCAGGCAUCCAAUCAGCAAAGUUAGGAGUGUGAUAAUGGUUGUGUUUAGUGAAGAUAAAAACCGUGAUGAACAGUUAAAAUAUUGGAAGUACUGGCAUUCUCGACAGCACACGGCAAAACAACGGGUUCUGGACAUUGCUGACUACAAAGAAAGUUUCAACACAAUUGGCAAUAUCGAAGAAAUCGCUUACAAUGCAGUGUCGUUUACUUGGGAUGUCAAUGAAGAAGCCAAGAUUUUCAUCACCGUGAAUUGCUUGAGUACAGACUUUUCCUCACAGAAAGGGGUCAAAGGACUUCCCCUAAUGAUUCAGAUUGACACCUACAGCUACAAUAAUCGCAGCAACAAACCAAUCCAUCGGGCAUAUUGCCAGAUCAAAGUGUUCUGUGAUAAAGGAGCUGAAAGGAAAAUCCGUGAUGAAGAAAGGAAACAAAAUCGGAAAAAAGUCAAAGGCCAAAACGCGCAAUCUCAAGGCAAUAAUUCAGCUGACGGGAAGCUAUUAGCUUUAUCUCUUCAGAAGAAAAGUGACGCCACGUUCUUCAAGACCAUGGUUGACUUGGACUCCCAGCCUGUUCUUUUUAUUCCAGAUGUUCAUUUUGGAAAUCUGCAGAGGACUGGACAGGUCUACUAUAACACUGACGAUGACAUAGAAGGGAGCAGUGUGUUGGUAAAAAGAAUGCUACGUCCCAUGGAGGAAGAUUAUGGUCCGCCUGCACCAAAGCAAAGUAAAGAAGCACACAAAAAAGUGCUUCUCUAUGUGAGGAAGGAGUCGGAUGAAGUAUUUGAUGCCCUGAUGUUAAAGUAUCCAACUGUGAAAGGUCUGCUGGAAGCUAUAUCUGAGAAAUAUGGCAUUCAAGUGGAAAAGAUCAUAAAAAUAUAUAAGAAAAGCAAGAAAGGAAUCUUGGUAAACAUGGAUGACAACAUAAUAGAGCAUUACUCCAAUGAGGACACCUUCAUACUGAAUGUGGAAAGUAUAACUGAGCAAGGUUUCAAAAUCACGUUGACCGAAAUUUAACACAGUGAUGGACAUAUGCCUGAUGAGUUGUUACAGAGAAACACGUGAUGGAACAUCUUGAGAACAUUCUGCACUUAUCAGAGACAUUAAUAUAGACAAUCGUGAAAACCUUGUUCUUGUUUAGCAGGGCAACGCAUCAAUUUCAUAAUUUAAUGGAAAGCUGGACUACUGGUAUUAUUUAUUGCAGAUCACUUUGUAAUUAAGUGGUACGUAAGUGACCUAUUUAGAUGGAUUAACUGGAAUCUCCAUUUGUGAUGGAGUAAAAGUGGGUAAACUGAAUACCCAGAACUUCCUUAGAUUAUUGUCCACAGAUUAUAUAAAAUAGCCAUGAAGAUCGAGAAAAUGGCUAUUCCGGAAGAAGAAACCAAAUUGUAUACUAAACGCGCAGGGAGAAUUUAGUCGGUCUAAUUUCUGAAUACAAUCGACAUAGGUGUAACCACAUCCAGAAUGCAGAUUUAUUUGUAUUUAUUUUUUUAAUAAAACUCUUCAAAUCACUGCAACAAUGUAAAUACUAUAUUUGCCCAAAAUUAUCCUAUUUGUAAUAUUUGACAAAUGGGUGUAAAGUGAAUGUACAUAAGAUAUAACAGUAGGUUUAAGAAAAUAUUUUGUAAGUUAAUCCAAGGAAAAACCUAAAAAAAUAGAAAUGUUUUGUAAAAAUGUGCAAUAUUGUAUUUGUCAUGUUUUACAUUUUUUUUACUGCCAUUUUGGCAUUUAUAUGUUUUGCCUUCAACAUUUUCCUGUUUUUCUAUUAUUAUUACUAUACAAUUUUGUCUGUUAUUAUAGUAAGAUUUAAGAAUCUUUGAAAUGGACCAAUUGUGACGUAUGAAAUGAUGACCAAUCUUAAAUAUUUACAGCGAAGAAUGUCUGCUUUUACACAUAGUGUAUUUUUUGUAAUAUAUUUUGUAAAAUUCUUCCACACUUCAUCUUGAAUAUUCCAUUGCAUGAUUUCAUGGGGUAUCUAUGUAAUUGGAUAUUUUUAAUAAUCAACUGGAUUUCUUUAACAUAUUUGUUGUAUGUCCACAUUU
This is a messenger RNA of Pelobates fuscus (common spadefoot toad), 3020 nucleotides long. RefSeq names its product grainyhead like transcription factor 2 (gene GRHL2). The transcript is spliced from 16 exons. The record is from RefSeq and is a predicted model, not a curated record. Gene Ontology annotation, molecular function: RNA polymerase II cis-regulatory region sequence-specific DNA binding; DNA-binding transcription activator activity, RNA polymerase II-specific. Lineage: Eukaryota; Metazoa; Chordata; Amphibia; Anura; Pelobatidae. Gene Ontology annotation, biological process: brain development; regulation of transcription by RNA polymerase II; neural tube development. Gene Ontology annotation, cellular component: nucleus. Bases 136 to 1995 code for a protein of 619 amino acids.